Rotaria sordida is the source of this 2730-nucleotide messenger RNA. Lineage: Eukaryota; Metazoa; Rotifera; Eurotatoria; Philodinida; Philodinidae. The record is from the annotation of a GenBank genome assembly.
AUGUCAUCAUGGACACAUUUACUUGGACCUAACUAUGAUAGAACUAAACACACAGUCAAUAGUUUAAUGAUAUCUUCUAUGAACAGUACAAAUCUACCAAAAAUCCUGAUUGUAUUAGGUACACGUCCUGAAGGAAUCAAAUGUGCUCCUUUGAUUUCUGAACUAAAAUCAGAUCAUUAUCGUUCAAAAUUUCAAGUUAUUGUACUUAGUACUGGUCAACAUCGACAAAUAUUACAACAAACUUUAAUUGCAUUUCAACAAAAUAUUGAUAUCAAUUUAGACUUGAUGAUGUACGAUCAAAAAUUAUCUGAAUUAUUCAUUCGAGUGUUUUCUGGAGUAACUAAACAAAUUAAUAUAAUUCAACCUAAUUUAUUGAUAAUACAAGGUGAUACAACAACAGCACUUGCUUCUUCUUUAGCUGCUGCAUAUCAUCAUAUUCCUGUUGCACAUGUUGAAGCAGGUCUUAGAUCAUUUAAUCUAUCAAAUCCCUAUCCAGAAGAGCUCAAUCGCAAAAUCAUUGAUUCUUUUGCAAAACUUAUGUUUGCUCCUACAACAUUUACCAAAGAAGUACUUCUUCGAGAAGGUGCUUGUGAAACAGAUGUCUUUAUUACAGGAAAUACUGGUGUUGAUGCAUUCUAUGCAUAUCACAAAAAAACAAAUACAACGAAAGAUAUCUCAAUAUUGAGAACUAUUAAUAAUUUUAAGAAAAAUUUUACAAAUGAAAUCAAUUCUAUCAUCAUUCUUGUUACAAUGCAUCGACGAGAGAAUUUUGAAUAUUUGUUUGAUAUGUGCCGUGCUAUUGCAACUAUAGCAAAAGAACAUGAAAAUAAUGUUUUAAUUAUUUUACCUAUUCAUCCAAAUCCAAAUGUAAAACAUGUAAUAUUAAAAAAUUUAGAUGGAUUAAAAAAUGUCAAAAUUGUUGAUCCAAUAUCUUAUGAUAUAUUUGGACAUGUUUUAUCACAAUCAGAUAUUGUUAUGACUGAUUCAGGUGGAAUUCAAGAAGAAGCAGUUACCAUUGGAAAAACUGUUAUUUUGAUGCGAAUGACUACUGAAAGGCCUGAAGGAAUUUAUCUUGGUACAAUCAAACAAAUAGGUAUCAACUAUGAUGAAAUUGUACAAGCAGUUAAUUUAGAAUUGAUUAAUUUCAAAUCAAAAAAUCGAAUAUCAAAAACAAAUAUUUUUGGUGAUGGAACAGCAUCGAAGAAAAUUGCAGCUAUUAUAGAUAAUUAUUUUUAUGGUAAGCAUAUACCAAAUUUGAAAUGUAUGACAAAAUUUCGUCAAGAUUCUAUUGCUCAAGUUGUUUAUUCUUAUUUGAAUGUAUCUCAUACAAAUAUACCAUCACAUACUAUUAGACGAAACAUAAUGAAUAAUCUUACAAAAGUACAACCUGCUCUUAUUCUCGAUGAAUUGCUCAAAAUUCCUAGUCGAUACAAUAUAUCAAAUCAAAAUGAAGAAACAUUUACAGUUACUGCUAUCAUUGGAAUGUAUAAACGUCAAGGUUUAAUUCAAAGAUGGAUUGAAGCACUUCUUUUACAAACACAUCCACCCAAAUAUAUAUGGAUUACUUAUUUUGCGUCACCUAUUGUAGAUAAAAUUAAGCUCGAAAUUGAAAAAAUACGUCCAUUAUUUAGUAAUGGAUCAAAUUAUUGUAAUGAUUUGUGUGCAGAGAAAAAGUGCAAAAUAAACUCUACUAUUAAUAAUAUGGCUCUAUCUAAUUGUAUUGAGAAAUGUCUGACAUUGUGUAUGAAAUUACCUUCAAUUCUAUUCGUAGGCAUGGGAGAAAUGCAAUUAAAAUAUUUCGGAAGAUUUCAACUUGCUCUUCAAUGUCAAACAAAAUAUGUAAUCGUUUUUGACGAUGAUUGUAUACCACAAGCACGCUAUUUUGAAACUGCAUUGCAUACAAUCAAUACAGAACAAUAUCGAGGUAUUUUAGGAACUAAAGGUACACCCGCAUCAGCUAAUGUUUUCUAUGGUCCUUUAUCAAGAAGUAAUAGAAUAAUUGAAGCAGAUGUUGUCGGUGGAAGUUGGUUUAUGGAAAGUGAAUGGGUGAAACUUAUGUUUCAUGAUAAAAUAUAUUCAUGGAGUACUGGUGAAGAUUUUCAUUUAUGUGCAAAUGCACGUAAAUAUGCAAAUAUAAGAAGUUUUGUUAUGCCAGUUGAUAGAAAUCAUACUUCUACUCAUUCCUUCUCAAAAGAUUAUCUAACAAUCAGUAAUAGAGGUGAUACUACUGGAAAAAUAGCUGGAACUGCAUCAAGUAGAACAUAUAUUAAGGAUCAAUUAUGGUUACGUGGUGAUCGUUUGAUGCAUAGCUACAAAAAAUCGAAACCAUCAUUACUACUAUAUGCAGAAACACAGAAUGAUGCAAUGAUCUUAAUAAAAUAUACACAACAACAAAUGGCUCAAAUUGGUGGUUCACUUCACUUUGCAACUUCAAAUGUUGUAAAUACUGAUUUAGAAACUAUUGAAAUAAAAAAAGUAGUUCAAUCAUUUCAUGAUUUUAUGAUUGGUCGUGAUUAUGAUACAAAUCCAACACCAAUCAUUGCUGCUGCUGAAGUGCUUUAUGCAUUUGAUAUGGUUAUGCAAGGUACACAAAGUACAGCAGUCAUUAUACUAGGUUCUUCAUCAACAGUAACCAUGUUUGCAUUGGUUUCGGCGGCAUUUCUAAGAAAUAUUCCUAUUCUCAACAUUUAUAUAGAAAAUAGUAUUAUCGAUCAAAGAAUAGCAGAAGCU